CGGUAGUGCUACUCGUGUUUGUUCGAGCUUGUGUCUGCUUGCCUGUGUCGUUCACGAAGCAUAUGGCCUUGGUAAAAUAGCCUAACGUUUUUCUUUCGCUAUUAAUUGCUGCGUUAUUUCAAUGUAAAAACAACGCUUUUCAACGUCAAACAAGUUUUGCGACUGGAUUUCGAUCAAGUUCGUGUCAUGCUAUGAAAAAUACUUGUGGAUAACAUCAUUAUCGUACUUUCGAGGAUACAAGUACGCCACGAGUGCAAUGUCGAGUGUAUGUACGUACUUCAAGAAUCAUCGUAUUUUUGUCAUAACUUUCGAAACAUACUAGAGCAGCGCCAUGAAAUCACUUCAGUUCUCCUCAUCAUGAACUCACGACAGCUGCUUGAUUCGAUAUGAAUGAUGAUCGAAAAACAAUACAUCGCAAAUUAUGACAUGGCUUGAUGUCUACAGUCGAUACUUCACGUUAACUUUCCAAAUUGAAAAGAAACUCUCCUCUUACGUAAUGAGAUAAGGGAGCGAAGAAACUUUUAAAAUCAUGACUUUGGUGCAAUCAAAUAACGACACAAUGAACAAUACAAAUAUAAACACCAGGGUACGGGUACAGAACUGCGUGACUAUCGAAAGCGGAUAUUGUGAAGGUGACAGUCUGGACAGUUUAAGGCGCACAAGAGAUACUUCCAAACCAUCUAACACCUCUAGCGAAGGAUUUGUAUCUAGGUCGUCUUCAUCGAAACUUGGCUUAGUCAAGGCCAUUAAUGAACUUGAGGUUAGGGAUUCCCCUAUGUCACCUGACGCAGAACAGGUAGACAAUACUGAUGAACCUGUACUCCAAAAAGUUAAUUCAGAUAUCAUUAAUAACAGAAUACGUCGUCAAGUGGAUUUGUCAGAUUUUAAUUUGCUGAAAGUUUUGGGAACUGGAGCUUAUGGAAAAGUGUUCCUUGUACGAAAAAAAACGGGUAUAGAUGUCGGUCGUCUUUACGCACUAAAACUGCUAAGAAAAUCAUUACUAUUGCAAAAGAGAAAGAUGGCCGAGCACACGAAGACGGAAAGGGAGGUUUUGGAAGCAAUUCGAGGCAGCCCUUACCUAGUGUCUCUUCACUACGCUUUUCAGACCGAGAGUAAACUUCAUCUUAUUUUAGAUUACGUUAGCGGGGGCGAAUUAUUUACGCAUGUUUACCAACGGGACCAUUUCUCGGAGACAGAAGGUCGAAUCUAUAUCGGUGAAGUUAUCUUGGCACUUGAGAAACUUCAUUCUUUGCAUGUAGUUUAUAGAGACAUCAAACUUGAAAAUAUUCUACUUGAUCACGAGGGUCACAUAGUUUUAACAGACUUUGGUCUGAGCAAAUCAUUAAAACCAGAUGAAAAAAAUGUUAGGCCAAGAGCUUACUCUUUUUGUGGAACAAUCGAAUAUAUGGCACCAGAGAUAAUUAGUAAUAACGCUGAUGGCCAUGGUCUAGCAGCUGAUUGGUGGAGUUUAGGCGUAAUGUCAUAUGAACUUUUAACCGGUGCUUCACCUUUUACCGUGGAUGGUGAAAAAAACUCUCAACAGGAUAUUUCGCGUAGAAUCCUUACCAAAGAUCCACCAGAGCCUAAAAAUCUAACCCCUGAAGGAACAGAUUUUAUCUGUCGUUUAUUGGUUAAAAAUCCACGUGAACGCCUGGGUGGUGGUCCUGAAGAUGCUGCUGAACUGAAAAAUCAUUCAUUUUUUACUAAAGCACCACCCCCUUUUUCAUGGGAGGCUCUAGCAAAACGCGAGAUACCACCUCCAUUGAAGCCCCGAAUUGCCCACGAAUUAGAUACAAGUAACUUUGCAGAUGAGUUUACCAAACAGCUACCCACAGAUGUCCCAACUAUGGCGCCACCAAAUUGCGAAAAGUUAUUUCCGGGCUACUCUUACUUUUCACCGUCGAUGCUACCAAGUGACGAUGCACAUUCAUCCGCUCAUCCAGAUAGUACAGAUGAAUCACCUUUCUUCAAACAGUAUGACAUCCACCAUAGAACUAGCUUCCUCGGCGAUGGUAGCUUUUCGGUUUGCCAUCGUUGCUAUCAUCGUGCGACGCGUAAGGAGUAUGCUGUUAAAAUAGUCAAACGACGAGUUGAUUGCAAGUCCGAAAUAGCACUUCUUAGAUAUUGCCAAGGCCAUCCCAACAUCGUGAAAUUGAUCGAAGUGUUCGAAGAUAGGAAACAUACUUACAUAGUUAUGGAACUACUUACAGGAGGAGAGCUUGCAGCCCGCAUCAAACCAAGAGCUUUCUCAGAAUAUCAGAUAAAGUGCAUAAUGCGUCAACUUGCUUCCGCCGUACAGUUUAUACAUCUGCAUGGAAUUGUUCACCGUGAUUUGAAACCCGAAAAUAUCGUGUUUCUUAAUUCGAGAUGUGACGCACCUAUCAAAAUCGUAGAUUUCGGCUUCGCUAGAACGGAACACUCACUGGGACAAUCUCAAGUACCAGGAUUUACUUUGCCUUACGCAGCUCCCGAAGUACUUGCAAAGCAACACUAUAGCCAAAGUUGCGACAUGUGGAGUCUUGGCGCAAUUAUGCAUACGCUUAUAGCGGGUAGGCUACCAUACCAGAAUGGUAGUGCUGAUCUUGUAUGCAAAAUCAAAUCUGGUGAUAUUAGUUUUAACGAACCAUAUGUUCGAAAUACUAUCUCAGCUUUAGGAAGGGAAGUGCUCAAGGGCUUGUUAACUCUAGAACCGACAGAUCGACUUUCUGCCAUUUCGUUAGUGAAUCAUCCGUGGCUUAACACUGACGACAGCUCUGUUCCCCAACUCAAGACUGUAUUGGUUGGCGGUCAAAGUCAAAAACGUAAAUGCAGCUCCUCUAUCAGAGAAGCUGACGAGGCAACGCUCGCACAACGUCGUAAAAUGGCAAAACAUUCUUCCUCCAGUUCUUCUUCUUCAACUUUAGUUGCUCCGACAUCCGAUACAUGCCUUCAACUAAAACCGCCUGCAUCCUUUGAUUCUUCUAGUCAGAGUUACAGUCUACAGAGCGAUUUUGAGAAAAAAAAAAUUGACUCCAAACGCGUAGAGAAACACUUGGAGACUCAGGUCACUCACAGCAAUAGUAAUGAAAGUUUUACUAGUCAGGGACCUGUAACUCGAUCAAAAAAAAGGAAAUUAGCCGAGUGCAGCGAAUUAAACAAUACUAAUAACAAACAAUCAAAUUGUCACAGGAAACAGAAGAUCGGAAAUAGGCCACAACGGCCACAGACUAUUGUUAUAGAUGAUUUAGAGAAAGUUGAGAAUUUGAAGAAUCUCUGAAAAUUGGUGGAAUUUGUUGAUAGGCAUUUCGUUUUGAUCAACGUAAUCAACAUGAUGUUUUAAUUGUAUAGUUCAUAUGUUCAUUAAAUAAUAUGAACAAGGUUCCAUAGAUGCUGAAGGCAAACCACGUUUACCUCAUAAGAUAGUUUUAAUACAUGAUAGUUGUGUGUAUGUAUAUGUAUAUAUAUAUAUGUAUGUAUGUAUGUAUGUAUAUAUAUAUAUAUGCGUGUCUUUAUGCUCGUGAAUGUGUAUUGUGCGUUUUAGAAAAUCAAGUGCAAUUCUGUUAUUAUAAAUAAGAUGAAUAUAUUCACGUUAACGUUUUCAUAUGUACAUGAUAAAAGAUACUUUCACGUUUGCCUUCAUGAAGUAAUGUCGUGGUAAAGACUGAAAUGAAUGUACGAUUGACUCAAAUAUAAUUUUUACUUUGGAAAGAAAAAUUAUAACUUUGGCAUUCGGCGUAAUAAGCUUUGUGAGUAGAAUAGACCAAAGACGACUGACAUAUUAUCGCAAUGACCAAAUAAAUAAGAAAUGUAUAAAAAUGGUGGUAUUUGGUGGAGGUUCCUCGCUACCUGAUCAUGUUAAUGUGUCGAAGUUGAACACAGUUGAUUUAUACAAAACGAUUAGAGAUGAUAUGUUAUUAUACUGUUCAUUAUUUGAAAAGUCUAAAUACUGGAUAAAUGAACCAGAUAACGUUUUUACAUUUUUAAGGAAUUAUAUUAAUAUGCCGAUGAUAUCUGAGCAUUUAAUUUUUGUAAAAAUGUUGAAUCAGCUUGAAAUAUAUGAUCGUUGGCAUUGCCUAAAAACCUAAAAUAAACGGUGAAGUUUUAGAAGAAAAGAAAUCAAUUUUAAUAAAUUAUUUAUUGAUUGAUAGAAAUUUACAUUGAUAAAUUAAAGGAUUGCAUGAUGUAAAACUACCAUUAACAUUGGUAAUUGAAAUUGAAUACUUUGAAAGAGAUAGAAUUUCGAGAGAAAACGAAAAUUGGGUCAAUACUGUAAAUUAAGCCAACAAAUGCGAUCACGAGAAAAUAACUUUUAUAAAAAUCAGCUAACUACUCAUCUUGUAGAAUAUAUUUUGAACAUAAGAAAAUAUCAAAAUCUGUUAUUUCGACUAUACAUGCAAAAAAAUUAUUAAAAAACA
Phymastichus coffea is the source of this 4394-nucleotide messenger RNA. Its product is annotated as ribosomal protein S6 kinase alpha-5-like. Gene Ontology annotation, molecular function: ATP binding; protein serine/threonine kinase activity. The coding region runs from base 530 to 3256 and encodes 908 amino acids. The record is from RefSeq and is a predicted model, not a curated record. Gene Ontology annotation, biological process: protein phosphorylation; regulation of DNA-templated transcription. The transcript is spliced from 10 exons. Lineage: Eukaryota; Metazoa; Arthropoda; Insecta; Hymenoptera; Eulophidae.